AUGCGACCAUCCUUCUCCCACUACCAUCACAACUACUCCAACUACCACAACCACAACUCCCACUACCACAACUCCCACUAUAACAAAUUGUCUUCAAGCAAUGACUCCCACUACCCCAAAAACUACUCAAACUCCCAUAACCAGAACCCCCUCUACAACUACCACAACCCCCACCACAACACCUCCAACUGCUACAACUACCAUACCCAUAGCUCCAAUCACAACUACCACAACAACUACUCCAACUACCAUGACCACAACGCCCACCACCACAACUACUACUCCAACCCCCACUACUUCCAGCAAAACUCCCACUACAACUCCUACUACUACAAGUCGUGUACCCAUCUGAUCUACGCCUUCUCUGACAUCAAUGAAUUCAAUGAGCUGGUCCCCACUAGAAGAGCAGACAUUGUCCGCUACCAGUUGCUUAAUGGGCUCAAAACCAGAAAUCCUUCACUCAAAACCCUGUUGGCUGUUGGUGGCCCCACCUUUAACAGAGAAAAAUUCACUACGAUGGUGUCAACUACACAGAAGAGAACAACGUUCAUCCAGUCUGCUGUCGCACUACUGAGAUUAUUUCAGUUUGAUGGGUUAAACCUGGACUGGAUGUACCCUGUGGGAGCAGGAGGCGACCCAGACAACAAGCAGAAAUUUACACUGUUGUGCAAGGAGCUCAAUGCUGCCUUUGAGACUGAAGGGAACGAACAUAACCGUGACCGAUUAAUCCUCACAGCAAGUGUCUCUGCUGAGAGAGAGGUCAUUGAUGCCAGUUAUGAAGUCAAAAAGAUUAUCAAGGACCUGGACUUCCUCAAUGUGCUGACGUUUGACUUUCAUGGCCCCUGUGAAAAUGUCACAGGACAUCACAGUCCCUUAUUCAGGGGAUCCCACGAUACUGGAGACAAAAUCUACUAUAAUACUGACUCUGCCAUGCAGUAUUGGUUGGACAAGGGAGCACCUGCACAAUUGCUUAAUUUGGGACUAGCUGCAUAUGGGCGAGCUUUUUCCCUCUCCUCUGCAUCCAGUGAUGUUGGAGCUCCAGCCAGCGGCGCUGGUAAAAAAGGCUGCUACACUGGUGAAGAAGGAUUCUGGGCCUAUUAUGAGACUUGCCUUUAUACUAAAGGGGCUACAGUCCACUGGAUUGCUGAUCAGAAAGUUCCAUAUGCCAUCACAGAAAACCAGUGGGUUGGAUUUGAUGACACACUCAGCAUUAGUACAAAGGUCAGUUACCUAAAAGCAAAAAGCUUUGGAGGAGCCUUUGUUUGGUCUCUGGACCUGGAUGACUUCAGUGGAAAGUUUUGUAAACAGAGCAAAAGUCCCUUCAUUAGCCACCUGAAUUCUCUCCUGGUUCAAUGUCCCUGUUAUGGAGUGACAGCCGGGCUGGUUCCCAAUCCCUCGGACAAAGGUUCUUUUUUCAACUGUGGCCCUGAUGGAGCCUCCCCCCACCACAACUCUUACAACCACUACUCCCACAACCACUACCACCACAUCUACUCCAACUACUGCAACCACAACUACUCCGACUACCACCAGAACUACUCCAUCUACCAUGACCACAACUCCAACAACUACUCCAGCUACGACAACCACAGCUCCCGCCACCACAACUCCCACAACCCCAACUACUACAACCACAACUCCCAGUACCACCACAACUACUCCAACUACCACAACUCCAACUCCCACAACUCCUACCACCACAACUCCUACUGA
Molecule: messenger RNA, 1713 nt
Organism: Limanda limanda (common dab)
Lineage: Eukaryota; Metazoa; Chordata; Actinopteri; Pleuronectiformes; Pleuronectidae
Product: chitinase-3-like protein 2
Exons: 12
Coding region: 1-1713 (570 amino acids)
Biological process (GO): chitin catabolic process; carbohydrate metabolic process
Cellular component (GO): extracellular region
Molecular function (GO): chitin binding; chitinase activity
Source: RefSeq, a predicted model, not a curated record